Anisakis simplex (herring worm) is the source of this 660-nucleotide messenger RNA. The record is from the annotation of a GenBank genome assembly. Lineage: Eukaryota; Metazoa; Nematoda; Chromadorea; Rhabditida; Anisakidae.
AUGCUCGAUGGAAACGGUGAGUACCUGGACGAUAUUCACAGUGAGGCACUGAAGGACGCAAGCACCGUCGGUAUGACCAUUCUACCAUCAGGGGACAUCCUAACCCUGAAUUGGCGUACCAAGGAGAUCACCAAGUGCACACAUAACGGUGAAACGUUGCAGGUCAUGAGUUUCUCCGAAUUUAUGGAACCAAUCGAUAUAACCGUUGAUAGUCGAAGCAGAAUAUUAAUCGCUGACACUGGAUGCGCAAAGGUAGGCACCAAAAUCAAUUUAACAAUAAAUUAUAAAGCUGGCAAGCCACUGUUCAGUUUCGACGUUGGCGCACACUGCGACUCCGCACCCGUCACUUGCGUUUGCAUAGGUCUCAACGACGAGAUUCUCGUCGGUACAUGCUCUUCCCUACUGCUUUUUGAUCCCGGAGGUCGCUUUCUCCGGGAUAUUUCAGUGAGUGCCUCCUCGUCCACACUGCACCCGGCCUCAUUUCCCCCCUCCCAUCGAUCUCGUUUUCGGGUCACCGCUUGUGCUGUCUGUCAAAGCACUGGUGAUAUCAUAUCUGCGGUCAUCGACGCGAAAACCAAUCGUGCUCAUCUGGCCGUCUCUCAAUAUAAGGUGGGUGUGCUAUUACCGGGUGCCAUACGGUGCUGUGCCUCUUUAAAAUAA